Messenger RNA from Camelus dromedarius (Arabian camel), 4909 nucleotides. It is a transcript of the gene ATP2B3, whose product is annotated as ATPase plasma membrane Ca2+ transporting 3. Gene Ontology annotation, cellular component: plasma membrane; intracellular membrane-bounded organelle. Gene Ontology annotation, biological process: regulation of cytosolic calcium ion concentration; calcium ion transmembrane transport. Gene Ontology annotation, molecular function: ATP binding; PDZ domain binding; ATP hydrolysis activity. The record is from RefSeq and is a predicted model, not a curated record. Bases 490 to 4245 code for a protein of 1251 amino acids. The transcript has 23 exons. Lineage: Eukaryota; Metazoa; Chordata; Mammalia; Artiodactyla; Camelidae.
UCGUCCGCCGCGGAGGGUCGCGCCCGCGCUGCCGGCCAGGCCGCCCCGUGCCCGGGCCUUUACGGUCCUCCGAGCGGAUCGUUGCCCGCCGGGCGCCCGCCCGCAGCGACCAGCGACAGCGCCCGCCGGAACCGAGGCCGCGGUGGCGGCCGUGCCCAUGACCGGGUACUCUCAGGGCAGCAGAGACAUUCUGUGUGCUAAGCCUUGACCUAGCGCCCAACUGGAUCUGUCCAUGCUCCCUGGACCCCUGUGCAGCCCUGGGCCUGAAACCUCCAGCCGCAGAGGCCACGCCGGAGGACCACUGCCACGGGGAUUUAUAGCAUGCCGGCUGCACACCGCAAGUCUUAAUCAGGUGUCUGUGCUUGGCCACUUCCCGGCUGCCAUCGCGUCCACCACACCUCAUUCAGGCCCCGGGACCUCAGGUGGCUGCCUGUCCCUAGCUGACGCCGCACCUGCGAGAACGCUCUCCCCUCCUGGGAAACAGGCAGGAUGGGUGACGUUGCCAACAGUUCCAUCGAGUUCCACCCCAAGCCACAGCAGUUGCGGGAGGCCCCCCAUGCAGGUGGCUUUGGGUGCACGCUGGCUGAGCUGCGCUCCCUCAUGGAGCUCCGAGGGGCCGAGGCGCUGCAGAAAGUCCAGGAAGCCUACGGGGAUGUCAGCGGGCUCUGCAGGAGGCUGAAGACCUCGCCCACAGAGGGCCUGGCCGACAACACCAACGACUUGGAGAAGCGCAGGCAGAUCUACGGGCAAAACUUCAUCCCUCCCAAGCAGCCCAAGACCUUCCUACAGCUGGUGUGGGAGGCCCUGCAGGAUGUGACCCUCAUCAUCCUGGAGGUGGCCGCCAUCGUAUCCCUGGGCCUCUCAUUCUAUGCGCCCCCUGGAGAGGAGAGCGAAGCGUGCGGGAACGUGUCAGCUGGGGCAGAAGACGAAGGGGAGGCCGAGGCUGGCUGGAUCGAAGGGGCCGCCAUCCUGCUGUCUGUCAUCUGUGUGGUCCUGGUCACGGCCUUCAACGACUGGAGCAAGGAGAAGCAGUUCCGGGGCCUGCAGAGCCGCAUCGAGCAGGAGCAGAAGUUCACCGUCAUCCGGAAUGGGCAGCUCCUCCAGGUCCCCGUGGCCGCGCUGGUGGUCGGGGACAUUGCCCAGGUCAAGUAUGGGGACCUGCUGCCUGCCGAUGGAGUGCUCAUCCAGGGCAACGACCUCAAGAUUGAUGAGAGCUCCCUGACGGGCGAGUCGGACCACGUGCGCAAGUCAGCGGACAAAGACCCCAUGCUGCUCUCGGGCACUCAUGUCAUGGAAGGCUCUGGAAGAAUGGUGGUGACAGCUGUUGGCGUGAACUCCCAGACAGGCAUCAUCUUUACCUUGCUUGGAGCUGGUGGAGAGGAGGAGGAGAAGAAGGAUAAGAAAGGCAAGCAACAGGAUGGGGCGAUGGAGAGUAGCCAGACCAAAGCUAAGAAGCAGGAUGGGGCCGUUGCCAUGGAAAUGCAGCCCCUGAAGAGCGCGGAAGGCGGGGAGAUGGAGGAGCGGGAGAAGAAGAAAGCCAGUGUGCCCAAGAAGGAGAAGUCAGUCCUUCAGGGAAAGCUCACCAAACUGGCCGUGCAGAUCGGGAAAGCAGGGCUGGUGAUGUCCGCCAUCACCGUCAUCAUCCUGGUCCUCUACUUUGUGAUCGAGACUUUCGUCGUGGACGGCCGGGUGUGGCUGGCAGAGUGCACGCCCGUCUACGUGCAGUACUUCGUCAAGUUCUUCAUCAUCGGGGUCACUGUGCUGGUUGUGGCUGUCCCAGAGGGCUUGCCUCUUGCUGUUACCAUCUCCUUAGCUUACUCUGUCAAGAAAAUGAUGAGGGACAACAACCUGGUCCGCCACCUGGACGCCUGCGAGACCAUGGGCAAUGCCACGGCCAUCUGCUCAGACAAGACAGGCACGCUCACCACCAACCGUAUGACCGUGGUCCAGUCCUACCUCGGAGACACCCACUACAAAGAGGUUCCGGCCCCCAGUGCCCUGACCCCCAAGAUCCUCGAUCUCCUGGUCCACGCCAUCUCUAUCAACAGUGCCUACACCACCAAGAUUCUACCUCCAGAGAAGGAGGGCGCCCUCCCACGCCAAGUGGGCAACAAGACGGAGUGCGCCCUGCUGGGCUUCGUCCUGGACCUGAAGCGGGACUUCCAGCCUGUGCGGGAGCAGAUUCCUGAAGAGAAGCUUUACAAGGUGUACACCUUCAACUCGGUCCGAAAGUCCAUGAGCACAGUCAUCCGCACACCUGACGGCGGCUUCCGCCUCUUCAGCAAGGGUGCCUCAGAGAUCCUGCUGAAAAAGUGCACCAACAUCUUGAACAGCAGUGGUGAACUGCGCGGAUUCCGCCCUCGGGACCGGGACGACAUGGUGAAGAAGAUCAUCGAGCCAAUGGCUUGUGAUGGCCUCCGCACCAUCUGCAUUGCCUACCGGGACUUCUUGGCCACCCAGGAGCCCGACUGGGACAAUGAAAACGAGGUGGUGGGCGACCUCACCUGCAUAGCUGUCGUGGGCAUCGAGGACCCUGUGCGGCCCGAGGUCCCAGAAGCUAUUCGCAAAUGCCAGCGUGCUGGCAUUACGGUCCGCAUGGUGACUGGGGAUAACAUCAACACAGCCCGGGCCAUUGCAGCCAAGUGCGGCAUCAUCCAGCCUGGGGAGGACUUCCUGUGCCUGGAGGGGAAGGAGUUCAACCGGCGGAUCCGGAACGAGAAAGGCGAGAUAGAGCAGGAGCGUCUGGACAAGGUGUGGCCCAAGCUGAGGGUCCUCGCCCGAUCGUCUCCCACUGACAAGCACACUCUGGUCAAAGGCAUCAUCGACAGCAGCACCGGCGAACAGCGGCAGGUGGUGGCCGUGACCGGGGACGGCACCAACGACGGGCCAGCCCUCAAGAAGGCGGACGUGGGCUUCGCCAUGGGCAUUGCAGGGACUGACGUGGCCAAGGAGGCUUCGGACAUCAUCCUGACCGAUGACAACUUCACCAGCAUCGUCAAGGCAGUCAUGUGGGGCCGCAACGUCUACGACAGCAUCUCCAAGUUCCUGCAGUUCCAGCUGACUGUCAAUGUGGUGGCCGUGAUUGUGGCUUUCACAGGCGCCUGCAUUACUCAGGACUCUCCUCUCAAAGCCGUGCAGAUGCUGUGGGUGAACUUGAUCAUGGACACGUUCGCCUCUCUGGCCCUGGCCACCGAGCCGCCCACUGAGUCGCUGCUGCUUCGGAAGCCAUACGGCCGGGACAAGCCCCUGAUCUCACGCACCAUGAUGAAGAAUAUUCUGGGCCACGCAGUCUACCAGCUCAGCAUCAUCUUCACGCUGCUCUUCGUCGGGGAGCUCUUCUUUGACAUCGACAGCGGGAGGAACGCGCCGCUGCACUCUCCACCCUCCGAGCACUACACCAUCAUCUUCAACACGUUCGUCAUGAUGCAGCUCUUCAACGAGAUCAAUGCCCGCAAGAUCCACGGCGAGCGCAACGUCUUCGACGGCAUCUUCAGCAACCCCAUCUUCUGCACCAUCGUGCUGGGCACCUUCGCCAUCCAGAUCGUCAUCGUCCAGUUUGGCGGAAAGCCCUUCAGCUGCUCCCCUCUGUCUACGGAGCAGUGGCUCUGGUGCCUGUUUGUUGGUGUUGGGGAGCUGGUCUGGGGACAGGUCAUCGCCACCAUCCCCACCAGCCAGCUCAAGUGCCUGAAGGAAGCUGGACACGGGCCCGGACAGGACGAGAUGACGGACGAGGAGCUGGCGGAGGGCGAGGAAGAGAUCGACCACGCCGAGCGCGAGCUCCGCAGAGGCCAGAUCCUCUGGUUCCGGGGCCUCAACAGGAUCCAGACGCAGAUGGAGGUAGUGAGUACCUUCAAGAGAAGCGGUUCAUUUCAGGGUGCCGUGCGCCGGCGGUCUUCGGUCCUCAGCCAGCUCCAUGACAUCCGGGUGGUGAAAGCAUUCCGUAGCUCGCUCUAUGAAGGCCUGGAGAAACCGGAAUCCAAGACCUCCAUCCAUAACUUCAUGGUGACGCCCGAGUUUCUGAUCAAUGACUACACCCACAACAUCCCCCUCAUCGAUGACACGGACGUGGACGAGAACGAGGAGCGCCUGCGGGCCCCCCCGCCCCCCUCCCCCAACCAGAACAACAACGCCAACGCCAUAGACAGCGGCAUCUACCUGACCGCGCACGCCACCAAGUCAGCUACCUCGUCAGUGUUCUCCUCCGGCCCCGGGAGCCCGCUGCACAGCGUGGAGACGUCCCUCUGAGCAGAACUGCCCUCGGCGCGCGCGCACCCACACACGCGCGCACUCGGCCGGCGGCACCAGCCUGCGAGGAGCGCCCGCCAGGCAGCUGGAGACCUUGCUCGAUGGCACUUGCGAGAAGCCUAUCCUUUCUAGGCUUCUUACCCAGGACGGAGGAGGAGGAGGUGGAGGGAGAGACCAGAGAGCAAGAAGAGUGGUGUCCCCCCCACUUUUUCUAUCGAAGCUUUUUUUUUUUAGUGAACACUGUAAUCGCACCAGAUGUUCACCGUUUGGGCUGUGCAAUGAGGCAGGGGCUGGUUUUGAUUUAUUGGGAGGAGGUUCGUGGCACCCUCUGCGGAGCCAUUGGAGCACCAGAUUCACACAAAAAGAGAAAAGGCGAGCAGCCCCACUCUGCAGGGCCAGGAGUAUUCUCUGCCCGGACAGCCCCCCGUGGGAGCCGCCUGCAAACACAACCGCGUCGCCCAGCACCCCAGCCCCAGGACACGUGCUGCCAGUCUGCGUGUGCGUGUGUGCAUAGGCACGUGUGUGUGCGUCUAGACAUAUACGUGCAUAUAGGACCAGAUGCAUCUUUAAAGAAUAAGGAACUAUUUAUCGGCAUGAUAUCUCCAUUUUUCUUAUCAGGUGUUUUCAUUUUGAAAUUUCAUUAUUUAUUGUGGCAGGGGUUUUU